Messenger RNA from Debaryomyces tyrocola, 234 nucleotides. The record is from the annotation of a GenBank genome assembly. Lineage: Eukaryota; Fungi; Ascomycota; Pichiomycetes; Serinales; Debaryomycetaceae.
AUGAAAGCUAUUGAGUUCGCGCAAUUGCAGUUCAUUGCAGAGCAGAACUGUUGGACAAAAUUUAUUAGCAUGCAAAAUUUUUACAAUCUUGUUUACCGUGAAGAGGAGCGUGAAAUGAUUCCCUUCUGUAAAGGUAACGAUUUCGGAAGAGUUGAGAUAAUUCCUUAUUCCCCUAUUGCAAGUGGACUACUUGCACGUCCACUUGGUUCAAAAGACCAUAUUCAAUUUCUAUAA